GGAGGAGCUGCUGCAAUAUGAACUAUCAGCAGCAGCUGGCCAACUCGGCUGCCAUCCGGGCCGAGAUCCAGCGCUUCGAGUCGGUGCAUCCCAACAUCUACUCCAUCUACGAGCUGCUCGAGCGGGUGGAGGAGCCCGUGCUGCAGAACCAGAUCCGCGAGCAUGUCAUCGCCAUCGAGGAUGCUUUUGUAAACAGUCAAGAAUGGACCCUAAGUCGAUCAGUACCAGAGCUGAAAGUGGGAAUUGUGGGUAAUUUAGCUAGCGGCAAGUCGGCUCUGGUACAUCGGUACCUGACAGGCACCUAUGUCCAAGAGGAGUCACCAGAAGAUAUGGAUGCAGGUGGGAGAUUCAAGAAAGAGAUAGUUGUUGAUGGACAGAGCUAUUUGUUGUUGAUUCGAGAUGAAGGGGGCCCUCCAGAGGCACAGUUUGCUAUGUGGGUGGAUGCUGUGAUAUUUGUCUUCAGCUUGGAGGAUGAAAUUAGCUUCCAGACGGUUUACCACUACUAUAGUCGGAUGGCCAACUAUCGCAACACUAGUGAAAUCCCAAUGGUACUAGUGGGAACCCAGGAUGCCAUAAGUUCCAAUAAUCCACGGGUUAUUGAUGAUGCAAGAGCAAGGAAGUUGUCCAAUGAUUUGAAGAGAUGCACUUAUUACGAGACCUGUGCUACAUAUGGACUGAACGUGGAGAGGGUCUUCCAAGAUGUUGCCCAGAAGAUUGUAGCAAUGAGGAAGAAGCAGCAGCUUUCAAUAGGGCCCUGCAAGUCAUUACCAAACUCUCCUAGUCACUCAUCUGUGUGUUCAGCUCAAGUAUCUGCUGUGCAUAUAAGCCAGACAAGUAACGGAGGUGGAAGUUUAAGUGACUAUUCCUCCUCCGUCCCGUCCACCCCAAGCACCAGCCAGAAGGAGCUUCGAAUUGAUGUUCCUCCAACUGCCAAUACCCCCACACCCGUCCGAAAGCAGUCCAAACGCCGGUCCAACCUUUUCACGUCUCGGAAGGGGAGCGACCCAGACAAAGAGAAGAAAGGUCUGGAGAGUCGAGCCGAUAGCAUUGGAAGCGGUCGUGCAAUACCAAUUAAACAGGGUAUGCUGCUGAAGCGAAGUGGCAAAUCGUUGAAUAAGGAGUGGAAAAAGAAGUAUGUGACCCUAUGUGACAAUGGAGUACUGACUUACCAUCCAAGUUUACAUGAUUAUAUGCAGAAUGUUCAUGGAAAAGAGAUUGACCUUCUAAGAACCACUGUGAAAGUCCCGGGAAAGAGGCCACCUCGAGCAACUUCAGCCUGUGCCCCUAUCUCCAGCCCGAAAACCAAUGGCCUGUCCAAAGACAUGAGCAGUUUACAUAUCUCACCAAAUACAGGGAAUGUUACUACUAGUACGUCUGUGUCUCAGAUGGCAAGUGGCAUCAGCCUAGUCUCCUUCAACAGUCGCCCUGAUGGCAUGCAUCAACGCUCUUACUCCGUCUCCAGCGCUGACCAGUGGAGCGAGGCCACAGUCAUUGCAAAUUCUGGCAUCAGCAGUGAUACAGGUUUGGGAGAUUCUGUGUGCUCUAGUCCAAGUAUAUCAAGUACCACCAGCCCCAAACUUGAUCCUCCUCCAUCUCCUCAUGCAAACAGAAAGAAGCAUCGCAGGAAGAAAAGCACUAGCAAUUUUAAAGCUGAUGGUAUCUCAGGCACAGCUGAAGCCAAACGCAAAGCUUGGAAACUAAACCGUGUUGGUAGCCUGCGAAAUAUAUACAGCAGCAGCAGUACCAACACCGAAGAACAAGAAGAAAACUUUGAGUUUAUCAUUGUGUCCCUCACUGGCCAGACAUGGCACUUUGAAGCUACCACAUAUGAAGAGAGAGAUGCAUGGGUACAAGCCAUAGAAAGUCAGAUCCUGGCCAGUUUACAGUCAUGUGAGAGCAGCAAGAAUAAGUCCCGACUGACAAGCCAGAAUGAAGCCGUGGCCCUACAGUCAAUAAGAAACAUCAGAGGAAAUUCUCACUGUGUGGAUUGUGAGACACAAAACCCCAACUGGGCAAGUUUGAACCUGGGAGCCCUUAUGUGUAUUGAAUGCUCAGGGAUACACCGGAACCUCGGCACCCACCUUUCUCGCGUCCGGUCGCUUGACCUAGAUGACUGGCCCAUUGAGCUCAUCAAGGUGAUGUCGUCCAUUGGAAAUGAGUUAGCAAACAGCAUCUGGGAAGAGAGCAUCCAGGGAAGAAUGAAACCUUCUUUGGACUCCACAAGGGAAGAAAAAGAACGUUGGAUCCGGGCAAAGUAUGAACAGAAGCUCUUCCUCGCCCCACUGCCCUGCAUGGACCUGUCCCUGGGCCAGCACCUGCUGAGAGCCACUGCCGAUGAAGAUUUACGGACGGUCAUCCUGCUCCUCGCCCACGGCUCCCGGGAAGAAGUGAACGAGACCUGCGGAGAGGCGGACGGGCGUACCGCUCUCCAUUUGGCCUGCCGAAAGGGGAACGUUGUCUUAGUUCAACUCUUAAUUUGGUAUGGUGUCGACGUCAUGGCCCGCGAUGCCCACGGAAACACAGCUCUGGCCUACGCCAGGCAAGCCACAAGUCAAGAGUGCAUUGACAUUCUCCUGCAAUAUGGCUGUCCUGAUGAGCGUUUUGCCCUCAUGGCAACUCCCAACCUGUCCAGGAAGAACAAUAACAGAAACAACAGCAGUGGACGGAUGCCCACCAUCAUCUGAGCAGUGGGAUCACCGACUGGCUGACGCAAAUAAAAUCGGCGGCCGCAUUGCUCCAUUUCUCUUUGCUGUUGCAACUUGUGAGUCUCAUGUCACCUCCCUGGCCUCCCUCCCCACCUCUCUCUCCCCUCAGCCCUCCCCACCAAGCAGAAUAGAGUCGCCACUAUGGACAAUUGUGAAGAGAUGAGGAAGCGGAGGAGAUAGAGUUGCAGAAUCCCUUCAUCUUUCUAAAGAUCCCGUAUGAUUAACACUGAAAGGGGGUGGGGAGGUGGGGGGAAUGGAGAGGUCCCACAUUCUGAUUUUCGCACAUAUGGGACCAUUUGCCUGGUCACCUGGAGCUGGGAGCUCUACAAGUGUCGGGGGAGGGACGGGGGGAUGCGGGUAGAGGAGAAGAAAGAGAAAUGGUAACUUUCCUUAACUGGCAGUUAAGCACAUCAGUACAUUUCACCUCUACCAAACAGAACACUUUGGCUUCAUUCUCUUCUCCGAAGAGCUUGACGGCAUAAAUCAGAAGCAAGCACAGAGUUUGUCAGGUUUGAAGCUCCUAUGAUGGUAUGUGUCAAAUCAGUUGUAGCUAAUCUGUCCAGGGAGAAUACUGGCUUCAUUACACUUGUAUAGUUGAGUUCUUCCAGCAUUACCGCUGUUUAAUAGAACAUGAUUAGUCAUCACGGAGAAAAAAGCAUAUUAGCUGAGGAGGUAGUUACGCGGCACGCUUCGGUGAUUGCUUGGAUGUGAUUGCAAUAUUCUUAGAAGCAUCAUAUUAUCUCAGACAUGUUCUUUCGAGCCCUUGGAGCCUCCUUUCUAAAUUCACUGUCAUAAUUUAGUAUCUGUUUAAUUUUUCAGUCCAAAGAGGGAAAACCAGUUGCUGAGUGUUAUUUGACUGCAGUCUCCUUGGUGUAACAACAAAAUGGAAAAAAUAAAUAAGAGUAACUAUGAACUACAGAAAAGGAAUAAUGAAUACUGCUAACAAUAACAUUUCAAGUACAUUUAGUAAAGUAAAUAAAUGAAUAAAAGGCUCCUUUUUUCAGCCACAAGAGAUAUGUUCUGUCAUUUUGCCAAGGUGAAUGUGUUGAAUUUUUGGUCAUUUUUGUGCUGCAUUGCCUAAGUUAUACAGAUUUUGUAUUGUGUCUUUAGAUGAGAUAUGUGUAAAAUCUGUUUGAAUUUUUAAAAGUUCAUAAAUAUGCAUUGACUUUUGUACAGACAAAUGACACCUUUGUUAAUUUAUAAACUGCAUUGGUUGUGGACUAAUAAUGUCAAAGAAGUUGGGAUCAGAAGGUUACAGAUCUUUGUACAUGGAAAAGCUUCCCAGCGGCAAACACUUUCCACAUUAUUUGAGGUACAUCUUGAAAAAACAUAUCAGAAUAAGAUGGUGACACACUUCGAUUCCAAAAAAAGGGUACUGAGGCAUGUUAGAAAAGGAAAGGGGAAGAUGUGUUUCUUUAGGCAGUGCAAGCAUAUUUUAGAUGCUACACACAAAGGGCCACAAGGUGAACAAAAAAUGAACCUAAAACUAACCCUAUGUGCUUUGCAAAGAUAGGCCAUGAUUGCACUGCCUCACUGGCUAUUCUGCAGAUCCAACUGCCUGGUGGAAAGAAUGAGGAUGGUGGCCAAUAUGUUGCCCAUUUCAAUAUGUGGUUUGACAUUCAAAACUAUUCAGCUGAUGAUGUCUUCUGUCAUCUUUCAUAAAGUGGGAAAUCCAGCUCAGCAAAACAUAUCAUCAGGGCUUCAACCAUAAGAGGAGAUUGUUUGUAUGAAGCAUAGAACAAGUUGGGGUCAUGGGCUCCUUGUCUUUAUUAGAGAACAAAAACAAUUAUGCAAAAUUAGGUGCAUUUGGCAUGUAAUUUUAAAAAAUUGUUUGCUCACAUUCCUAUAUUUCACAGGAUUUCGGUGUUGCAGAACUGCGGCUAUUUUUUCUCCCUUUCCUUUUUUUAAUUAAAUAAAAUAUAAAAGGAAUAAAGAGAAGAUGGAAUGGAAUUUUAAGUGGACCACCAUUUCAAAUAAAAUCUUCACCUUUAAAUAAUAAAGGGAGGUGGGUGGGUGGUCCAGAGAAAUUAUCAAAAUUCCAAGCAAUCCAGGGAAAAUGUGUGAAGUAUGCAAUUUUGAGCACCCUGAUGAGGCUUUGCAUUCUUCUUCCACUAGUAGCCUAGGUCCAGGAUUUGUUGUGGGACACUUACUUUAAAUAUGAAUGGAAAAGACUUUCAUUGUAUUUUUUUAAAUUAUUUUAAGAUCCAAUCCAGUAACUGUCAUUUAUGCUUCCACACACUCCUAAAGUAGCCUUUGUAAAGUGUACUCUGAAAUGGUAAAAUGAAAAAUCCUAAAUUAUUUUUUGUCCCAUUAGUCUACUUAACGCAAAAUCGUCCCUGUGAAGAAAGAGUCAUUCCUUAUUAGGGUUGCGUUGAGCAUUUCUGGGAGUAUGAAUAUAUUAAUGUGUGUUGCAUAAUUUUCCAAAAGGGUUUCUUUUUUCAUUUAGCCUGCCAAGACCACAGACUGAGUUCCACAUUUCUUCUACCAAAACCAUAAGCCACCAUACUCCCUUUGACUAAGGCCAGGAGAUGUACACUUUAUGCUGCAUUAAAUUUGCUGAUGUACACAGAGAGGAAGCCUGGAUUCCUGAGCUCACAUCUCUCAAAUAACUUCAGUCCAUGAGUCUGUUUCAAAGAGUCUCUCUUUAAAAGGCUAUGUCAAUUCUAAGCAGCUGUAUGUUGGCACUUACAAAAUCGGAGUGUCUUUAUUCCCAGAGCUGACCAUUCCUAUUUUAAUGUUGUGUAGCACAAAAGCAGCAAGAGACAUGCGUAUCUGGCUCAGGCAUGGAAAUAUUCAGUGUUUGGCGGUGGAUGAGACGGAUUUUAAAUGGUAAUUUCAUGGCUGAUCUGUGUUGUUUAAGAGUAAGGAGAUGGGGCAACCAGCUACAACUUGGGGUGUCAUGAUCUAGCACAGCCUACUCUAGGAAAGAUUCAACAAGGAGCAAACAGAAAAACAUGAAACAGAAUUUUCUGAAAAAGAAUCCCCCCCCCCCCCGCCAAAAAAAAAGACCCGCUUCCUGAAUUUGAUCUUGAAAUCUGCAGAACAGUGGUAGUUAUGCUUAGGCAAGUGUUAUUUGACCUUGGUCAUGUUAAUGGUUAAUUGAAUGGAUUUUUGCAGACAGCAGGUUUUAUCUGCAAGUAGAGAGAAAACCGGUGGUCUGGCCUUGCCGCUAGUUCCUAGCCUCCUUGACCCAGAAAUUGUUGUGUCUUUAUUACCCUCUGAAGGAGGGUAAACAGAGAAAAAAGUGGAAUCUUGGAAUGGAUAGAUUACAAAACUAAUGAGUAGGAAACUCCAAUAGGUUUAGAGAGACCUAACAAUACUCUGCCUUUCUCUGUCCCUCUCUUUUGGUGCCAGGAGUUGAGUUUUGUUUCUAAUGACUCUCUUGUGAAUAGAUCUAGUAUUCCAUCUCCCAGUAAAACACCCAUUUCAACAUUCACAUGCUGUAGAAAGACAAUGCAGAGGUCAUAUCCGUUUAAAAUGAUGUCCUGAAAGAAUUGAGCCAUGGGAGGAAAUGUACUGAACAAUCUUGACCCGUUGCUAGUUUAGUCAUUUGAUUCCAGUAAAUUCACCAGAGUCGGUAGUUAUUUGAGAGGAUAGGGAGAUUGCUGGAUGUGGAAGUAGAGGAGGAGCUGACAAGUUUUCAUUUCACCUCAGAGAUGUGAGUGUUGGAUUUGUUGCAGGAGUCCACGUCCUGAGAACCAUCUUAGUUAUAUCUAAAAAGGAAAGGACAAACCCACCACCUCUCUGGUAGGGAAGAGGAGAUCUUGCUAAGUGAAAGAAGCUGGCGGUAAUUGUGUAAGAGAAAACUUUGUCAUUCUGACUGCAGGGUCUCCAAAGGAGUAAGAAUGCAUUUGAAACCCAGACUUUGUGGGUAUGGUUGAUAUGCGCAAUAGCUUACAACUAAUUCAGCUUUGUGCCUCUCUCGAUUCCUCGCUGUUGCUGUUAGCUCCUCUUGAAGUGAGUUUCUCCAGAGCCCACCUGCCUUUGUGUUUACACCUAUCAAGCAUGUUAUGAGCAAAUUAAAAAAUUGAAAAGAAGUUAAUAAGAAAUACCAGGAGAAAUGUAGAGAAGACAUAAAUCUCCAGCUUUCCUCCUAUCCCCAAAUACUAUAUACAUAUAGUAUAUAGUAUAUAUGUAUGUAUAUAUAUAUGAUUUCUAUAUCUGUUUCUUCUAGCCAACUCUAAUGUAACUGGUCUCUACCCUCUCUGAUUUCUUACCUUUCCCACAAAUUAAGGUUGAAAAGGUAAAAGAUCUUGUGCAUUUGCUUUUUCCUCAUUGAGUGAUCUAGGCCAGUAUUUACUUUUCAAAUUGGAAUUUGGCACUUUUCUUUCUUUGGGAAGCCAUUACAGGAUCCCUUAGUAAGUUUCAAACCCAGAGCCAUCAAUUCAGUAGCUAGUUUUUUUUUCAGGAGGGAGCAGGUUAACUACUGAACAGAAAGAGUCGAGGUAGAGAAAGGUGAGCUCUGCAGCUCCGGUAAUUGACCCAUGAUUUGUUUUUUCCCAGUUGGAUGUGGUUUUCCUCCCUUGCUGCCUAUUACCCAAAUGAUGCUGCUUUCUAGGAAGGCAGAGUUUCAGUUGCAGGAGACUUGGUGGAAAUGUGAGACCAGGUUUUAGACAGAUAUAAUCAAUGUGGUCCCCAAAGAAAGAAUGCAGUGUACUGAGAUCAUUUUCAUCAGGGCCAGAAAAGUAUCAUCUGCCACUUUUAUCUUCUGAGAGAUGAGAGAAAGAAACAACUUGAAAACCUCCUACCAAACUUAGUUGCAUCUCUGUCUCCAGGGGAAAAAUAAAAAGAAUAAAAUUUCUGAUGAUCAUCUAGAUCAUCUUUGGAACAAAACAUUUUCACCUCACAAUAGAGUAAAGUUUGUCCUUGAAAUAUGGGGACUUUUAGACUGUGAGCCCACUGUUGGGUAGGGAGUGUCUCUAUAUGUUGCCAACUUGUACUUCCCAAGCA
Messenger RNA from Tachyglossus aculeatus (Australian echidna), 7655 nucleotides. It is a transcript of the gene AGAP1, whose product is annotated as ArfGAP with GTPase domain, ankyrin repeat and PH domain 1. The coding region runs from base 18 to 2684 and encodes 888 amino acids. The record is from RefSeq and is a predicted model, not a curated record. Gene Ontology annotation, cellular component: nucleus. Gene Ontology annotation, molecular function: GTPase activator activity; protein binding; GTP binding. The transcript is spliced from 20 exons. NCBI's taxonomy places the organism in Eukaryota, Metazoa, Chordata, Mammalia, Monotremata, Tachyglossidae.